UAUGUUUCAAUGUUUUUAUUUUAUUUUUUUCUUCAUUUUCUAAAACAAUAAUUCAAAAGGCUCAAAGGAAAAUAAUUUGUAAAAAAGAGGCCUAUUAUACAGAAUCAGCAUUUCAUAUACAGUGUGUAGGCUACAAGAUUUUUAUAUGGGGUUUUUUUCCGCCCACACUCUUCAGCAGAUGCUAAAUCCCACAACCCUCCCUACAGGUAGCUCUGCCUACUUAUCUGUUUCUAUCACGCAUGUUUUCCAGUCUUCUUCUGGCCUCAGCAGCCUGUUUCUGUGGGGAAGUAACUGGAUUUAUCUAUAAAAAUUAACUGGAUAUCUGGUCAGAUUGGAUCUGAUCCUCACUCAAGACCAGAAAAAUGUGUUCCAGAAAAACCCAGGUCAUCAUGUCCCUGCUGUGUCUCACUGCCAUCGGGGUGUUUUCUAGAUCUUCAUGGAUUUUAUCAGUGUACCGUGAUUCCUUCCCCCCUCGCAACUCAAGUCUUUGUGCAUGUGACAAAUGUUUAAUGGAGUAUGAUCCGUGGUUUAGUGAGCUCAUGGGUGCAUCUCCUGAGCCCUUUUUAUCACCGAGAAACAACAUCACAGAGGAGACCUUUAAAUGGUGGAAGCGCAUACAGUAUGAAAGACGCAGCUUCAGUUUCUACAAUGCAACAGUGGAGAAGGUGUUCCAGAUGUUCCCACACAGUCUUAAUCUGACAGAGUCCAACCCCGACCGCUGCAGGACUUGUGCUGUGGUGGGGAACUCUGGGAAUCUGAAUGGAUCCCGCUAUGGACCUCUCAUAGAUUUCCACGAUGUCGUCAUAAGGAUCAACCGUGGCCGUGUCAAAGGCUAUGAAAAAGAUGUUGGGACCAGAACAACACAUCGUGUGAUGUAUCCAAACAGUGCUACUAAUUUGGACAACACCACCUAUCUUUUGCUGUUUCCAUUCAAGAUAAAUGACUUACAGUGGCUCCUCAAGUCCUUCGCUCCAAGAGAAAAAAAAGCUGCAGACUCAGGAUUCAUAGCCAACAAGGAUUUGGUGGUGAUCCUCAGUCCAGCGUUCAUGAAAUACGUUCAUUAUGUUUGGCUCAAAAGGAAGGGCAGUUAUCCAUCCACUGGCUUCAUGACUUUGAUUCUCAGCAUGCACAUGUGUGAUGAGAUCAGCGUGUUUGGGUUUGGAGCAGACAGAUAUGGAAACUGGAACCAUUACUAUGAAAUAUUGAAAAACAUGAGGAAAAACUGGAAAACUGGAAAUCAUAAUGGAAAUCACGAGUAUAAAAUCAUUAGUAAACUAUAUCAGCAACAGAAAAUUACUUUUUUCAAAGGAUGGUAAUCUUUGUUUCUCUCUCUAUUGUGACCAUGUUUGUCCAAAAAAUGCGACAAAAUAUUCUCACAUGUAAAUUAAAUACCCCCAAAUAUUCUUGUUAGAAUCUAUUCACAGCGCCCAUCCAAGACUCAUUAUACUAUCAUCGUCUUUUCAUUUAAAAAAAUACAGUAAAUGCAAAAUGAAAUGUUCUUUUUGAUUGGUUUAUUGAUUGAUUGCUGUUUUUUUUCCGUAAUUGAUUCUCUAGGUUGUAAAUGUUGAGGUCCAUUUGCUUCUAUUCGACCUCCUCACCUUCAUUGAGUCUCAGAGUUGUGGCUAUAAUAUAUAAUGUUAGUAAAAAAUAUAAUAAUAAUUUGUUAAAGUAAAAGUCUUUUAAGAUACAUAUUGAAAUAUAACUGGGGUUUAAUUAACAAACUAGUCCGACAUAUACAUACUCAGACAUGCUGACCACUCUCCUUUGAGUGUGGACUUGUAUGGACGUUGACCAUCGCUGUGUUUUUCUUGUUUGUCAGUUGUUGUCUUUCAACUUAAAGGGGACAUAUCACACAAAACUCACUCUUUCAGUACUUGUGCUCCCACAUUUGGGUAUUGUAGUCCCUACCAACCCACAAACUGUGAAAUAAGACAACCCAGUUAGUUUAUUGUGGGCUUCCUAGAUCAGAAAACAUGUGAUUCAACAAACCAUUCAGAUUUGGCGCCCCUUCCUAUGUCACAUGCA
Messenger RNA from Sebastes umbrosus (honeycomb rockfish), 2025 nucleotides. RefSeq names its product CMP-N-acetylneuraminate-beta-galactosamide-alpha-2,3-sialyltransferase 1-like. Gene Ontology annotation, molecular function: beta-galactoside (CMP) alpha-2,3-sialyltransferase activity. The coding region runs from base 363 to 1316 and encodes 317 amino acids. Lineage: Eukaryota; Metazoa; Chordata; Actinopteri; Perciformes; Sebastidae. The record is from RefSeq and is a predicted model, not a curated record. The transcript has 7 exons.